Messenger RNA from Cylicostephanus goldi, 888 nucleotides. The record is from the annotation of a GenBank genome assembly. Lineage: Eukaryota; Metazoa; Nematoda; Chromadorea; Rhabditida; Strongylidae.
AUGCAAGUUCACUCGUUGCAGGCAACCUACGUAUGGAUUGACGGAACUGGAGAAAAUAUGCGAGAAAAGACGCGAACUUUGAAGAAAGACCCUGGCGGUGUAGAGAAUUAUCCUAGAUGGAGUUUCGAUGGUUCUUCUACGUAUCAAGCUUCAAAAGGAGAGAAUUCUGACAUGAUUCUAGUACCAGUGGCAAUUUAUCCUGACCCAUUCUUUGGCGGUAAUCACAAGUUAGUCCUUUGCGAAGUAUUAGAUGCGCAUGGUCAACCAGCAUGUAAUGAUCUUAUGACUCCGUUUUCGCACUUAUUUGGGUUUGUGUUUACAGCAACCAAUCACCGUCACAAAUGCAAAGAAGUUAUGGAUAAAAUUGAUCAUACUGUUCCUUGGUUUGGAAUGGAGCAGGAGUACUUAUUCCUCGAUCGUGACGGACACCCAUUGGGAUGGCCGAAAUUUGGCUUUCCUAAACCACAAGGUUGCAUCUCAAAUGAAAUAGUUCCUGGCAUAGGACCAUAUUAUUGCGCUGUCGGUGGCGAUCGUAUUUUCGGUCGUGAAAUAGUGAAUACACACUACCGUGCAUGUUUGUAUGCGGGUUUGGAGCUAUUUGGCAUUAACUCUGAAGUUACACCCGGACAGUGGGAAUAUCAACUUGGAGAGUGUAGAGGUAUCGAAUUGGGCGACCAGAUGUGGAUGUCACGGUAUAUUCUGCACAGAGUUGCCGAACAAUUCGGAGUGACCGUUACCUUUCAUCCAAAACCCGCUAUUACUCGAGGACCCUGGAAUGGUGCAGGAGCUCAUUGCAAUUUCUCCACUGAAGAAAUGCGUUCCGAAGGUGGUAUAAAAGCUAUUGAAGCGGUGAGUGUGCAAAGACCCACUAUUAAUAAAAUGAGUGUA